Messenger RNA from Pygoscelis adeliae (Adelie penguin), 4870 nucleotides. It is a transcript of the gene DENND5B, whose product is annotated as DENN/MADD domain containing 5B. The transcript is spliced from 21 exons. The record is from RefSeq and is a predicted model, not a curated record. Bases 1 to 3756 code for a protein of 1251 amino acids. Gene Ontology annotation, molecular function: guanyl-nucleotide exchange factor activity; small GTPase binding. NCBI's taxonomy places the organism in Eukaryota, Metazoa, Chordata, Aves, Sphenisciformes, Spheniscidae.
AUGGCCCUGGCACUGCAGCCCCUGAGAGACAGUGCAGUCAUUAUUUCUUCAUUUGUUGCAGGAGAGAAUUUCGACCAGAGCCCCUUAAGAAGAACCUUCAAGUCCAAAGUUUUGGCCCAUUAUCCUCAGAACAUUGAGUGGAACCCCUUCGACCAGGAUGCCGUCAACAUGCUGUGUAUGCCCAAAGGGCUGUCUUUCAGGACGCAGGCAGAUAACAGAGAUCCGCAGCUCCAUUCAUUCAUCAUCACCAGAGAAGAUGGCUCUCGUACAUACGGGUUUGUGCUCACAUUCUACGAGGAGGUCACGAGCAAGCAGAUCUGCACAGCCAUGCAAACGCUCUACCAGAUGCACAAUGCAGAGCAAUAUAGCAGUGUCUGUGCCUCCUCCUCGUGUAGCAUGGACUCCCUGGCUAGCAGCAUCGAUGAGGGCGAUGCCACUUCCCUUGCCAAGCUCCAGCGGUACAACUCCUACGAUAUCAGCAGAGACACGCUGUACGUCUCCAAAUGCAUAUGCCUCAUCACCCCUCUGCCCUUCAUGCAAGCCUGCAAGAAGUUCCUGAUCCAGCUCUAUAAGGCAGUGACCUCCCAGCAGCCGCCUCCUCUGCCCCUGGAGAGCUACAUCCACAACAUCCUCUACGAGGUGCCCCUGCCGCCCCCAGGGAGGUCGCUGAAGUUUUAUGGGGUUUACGAGCCCAUCAUUUGCCAGAGACCUGGGCCCAACGAGCUGCCGCUCUCUGACUACCCGCUGCGGGAGGUCUUCGAGCUGUUGGGCCUGGAGAACCUGGUCCAGGUUUUCACCUGCGUUCUUCUGGAGAUGCAGAUCCUUCUGUACUCACAAGAUUAUCAGCGUCUGAUGACGGUGGCGGAGGGGAUCACGACGCUGCUGUUCCCGUUUCAGUGGCAGCAUGUGUAUGUCCCCAUCCUUCCUGCCUCUCUCCUGCAUUUUCUGGACGCUCCUGUUCCCUACCUGAUGGGGCUGCAGUCCAAGGAGGGAACCGACCGCUCCAAGCUGGAGCUGCCUCAGGAGGCAAACUUGUGCUUUGUAGACAUUGAUAACCAUUUCAUCGAACUGCCAGAGGAAUUCCCCCAGUUCCCCAACAAGCUGGAGUUUAUCCAGGAAAUCUCUGAGGUUCUCCUGCAGUUUGGGAUCCCGCCGGAGGGUAACCUGCACUGCAGCGACAGCGCCACCAAACUCAAGAACCUGGUUCUUAGCGACUUGGUGAACGACAAGAACGGGAACAUCCCCGGCAACGCCCUCAACAUGUACGAGCUGCUGAAAGGCAAUGAGACGAUCGCCCGCCUGCAAGCCCUCGCCAAGAGAACGGGUGUGACGAUGGAAAAAAUGACCAUCACGGCUCCCCUCGCGGAGAAGGAGAAGGAUGGGAAAUUGCCAUGUGAGGAGGUGGAGCUGAGGGACUACAAACUGAACGUGCAGCUUCGCGAGGUUUUCGCCAACCGCUUCACGCAGAUGUUCUCAGACUAUGAGGCUUUCGUCAUUCAGGCUGCCCCUGAUAUGGAGUCGUGGCUGACAAACAGGGAACAAAUGCAAAACUUUGACAAAGCUUCCUUCCUUUCGGACCAACCCGAGCCUUACCUCCCAUUCCUUUCACACUUCAUCGAAACACAGAUGUUUGCAACCUUCAUAGACAAUAAGAUAAUCUCCCAGUGGGAAGAGAAGGACCCUUUUCUGCGAGUUUUUGACUCCCGAAUUGAGAAAAUAAGGCUAUAUAAUGUAAGGGCCCCUGCACUGCGGACAUCCAACUAUCAGAAAUGCAGCACUUUGAAAGAAGCAGCCCAGUCCAUCGAGCAGCGGCUGAUGAAGAUCGAUCACACAGCCAUCCACCCACACUUACUUGAUAUGAAGAUCGGCCAAGGGAAGUACGAACAAGGAUUUUUCCCAAAGUUGCAGUCGGACGUCUUGGCAACGGGACCUACCAAUAACAACCGCUGGGCCAGUCGCAGCACGACCGCGCAGCGGAGGAAAGACCGCCUGCGGCAGCACUCGGAGCACAUCGGGCUGGACAACGACUUGAGGGAGAAAUACAUGCAGGAGGCAAGGAGUUUAGGAAAAAAUUUAAGGCAGCCCAAACUCUCAGACCUCUCUCCAGCUGUGAUUGCGCAGACCAACUGGAAAUUUGUGGAAGGGUUACUGAAGGAAUGUCGCAUGAAGACUAAACGCAUGUUGGUAGAGAAGAUGGGCCAUGAAGCAGUCGAACUGGGACAUGGAGAAGCCAACAUAACAGGUCUGGAGGAAAAUACAUUGAUUGCUAGUCUCUGUGAUCUGCUAGAAAGAAUCUGGAGCCAUGGUCUGCAGGUCAAGCAGGGGAAAUCUGCUUUGUGGUCCCAUUUACUUCAGUACCAGGAGAGAGACGAGAAGCAAGACCAUAGUGCAGAGUCCCCAGUUGCUGUUGGAACAGAAAGACGAAAGUCUGAUACAGGAAUUACUCUGCCUACUCUGAGGGUUUCCCUGAUACAAGAUAUGAGGCAUGUUCAGAACAUGAGUGAGAUAAAGACUGAUGUGGGGCGAGCCCGAGCCUGGAUAAGGCUUUCUCUGGAGAAGAAGCUUUUGUCUCAGCACCUGAAGCAGCUGCUUUCCAACCAGGCACUUGCCAAGAAACUUUACAAGCGUUAUGCUUUCCUGCGCUGUGAAGAAGAACGGGAACAGUUUCUGUAUCACCUGCUCUCACUCAAUGCUGUGGAUUACUUCUGCUUCACAAGCGUCUUCACCACAAUCAUGAUCCCUUAUAGGUCAGUGAUAAUUCCCAUCAAAAAACUAAGCAAUGCAAUAACCACGUCAAACCCAUGGAUUUGUGUGUCGGGAGAACUAGGAGAUACAGGCGUAAUGCAGAUUCCUAAAAACCACCUAGAAAUGACAUUUGAGUGCCAGAAUUUAGGGAAGCUGACAACCGUUCAGAUUGGUCAUGACAACUCAGGGCUACUAGCCAAGUGGCUGGUUGAUUGUGUCAUGGUCAGGAAUGAAAUAACAGGACACACGUACAAGUUUCCCUGCGGGCGAUGGCUGGGAAAGGGUGUUGACGAUGGCAGUUUGGAGCGAAUACUCAUUGGAGAGCUGGUGUCCUCCACGUCUGACGAAGAGCUGGGAAAGCAGUGCCGUACCCCACCCCAGCAGAAAUCUCCUACCACGGCUCGACGACUGAGCAUCACUUCCCUCACAGGGAAGAACACCAAGCCUAAUGCGGGACAGAUCCAAGAGGGAAUCGGGGAAGCCGUGAACAAUAUUGUGAAACACUUUCACAAGCCAGAGAAAGAGAGAGGAAGCCUUACCAUUCUGUUGUGUGGAGAAAACGGUCUGGUCGCAGCACUGGAGCAGGUCUUCCACCAUGGAUUCAAAUCAGCUCGCAUUUUUCAUAAGAAUGUCUUCAUCUGGGAUUUUAUAGAGAAAGCUGUUGCUUAUUUUGAAACCAGUGACCAGAUUGGCGACAAUGAGGAGGCCCUUUUGCUUCAGAGGUCUUCAUGCAAAACCUUCUGUCAUUAUGUGAAUGCCAUCAAUACAGCUCCAAGGAACAUUGGAAAGGACGGCAAAUUCCAAAUUCUGGUUUGCCUGGGGACGAGGGACCACUUGCUCUCUCAGUGGAUCCCGUUGCUGGCAGAGUGCCCGCCCAUUACAAGGAUGUAUGAGGAGAACGCUCUCCUACGGGACCGCAUGACUGUCAACUCCCUUAUCCGAGUCCUACAAACAUUGCAAGAUUUCAACAUCAUCCUAGAAGGAUCGCUCAUUAAAGGAGUGGAUGUUUAGCAUGGCUUUGCUGAGAACUUCAUUAUUCCUUUCCCAAGCAAGCAAACCACAACUGGAGAUCUGUCAGGACUUGAAGGCAAUGGUAGUGCACCACUGUAAGGCAAAGCUGCCGGUUGAAGCGGGAGUAGGAAGCCCAGUUUGAGCCCAAUGGGGACUGUCCUCUAAAGCUGCAGAAAGCUGAGAUGCAGUACUGUAGUUUAUUUGAAACAGAAAUUUAGUAUAAAAUAGAGUAUUUUCAUGUGUUAGAUGUGUGUAAAUAUGCUAUCUUCUUUAAGAAAUUAUAUUACUCUAAGAAAUUUUUCUUAGACUGAAUGUUCUUGUUCUGACUAUGAGUAGCUUAAACCCAGGGGAAGGACUGGGGGGAGGGAAGGACGGAGGUGGGAACGGAUGCCGCUGCUUGCUUGCAAGGAAGAAGCCAAUCAAUGUGUAAAUACAGUGCAAACUCAGCAGGGCUUUUUUCAGGUAUUGCAAAUUAAUACAGCAAAUAUCCUUAUGUAGCCAUUGUGAUUGUCUCACUCUUGGAAAUAUUGUAAGCAUAUGCUGUUUUACCCUACUGUACAUGGUCUCUCUUAGUUUUUUGUUUGUUCAAAGACUCAACCCUUUCCAUGCACGGAAGUUGAGUCGUCAUUUUUCUUCUGUAAGGUCUUUUGUGUCACUUCUGUUGAUCUCCAAAAGGAGAGAUAAGUGUUGAAAUGCUUAAACACUGGAGAGGAGGACUGCUGUCAGCCUCGGAGCCUGAGAGUAUGAGAGACCUGUUUAAGCGGCGCUGCUGCAGCCUGAGAUGGGGAAUGAUGGCUUGCUUGACUUGCUCGGUGUGUCCCUUGCCUGUCUAGGUGUUCUGAUGAUUCCCCCUCACCCUCAGCCAGUUUGUGUUGUGGAUGACUUUUUUUUUUUUCCCCAUGCUGAAGAAUUUGGUUCGUACCAAAUUCUUGCUGUACUUGAGAAGAAUCAUUGCUGUAGAGCCACAAACACCAAUGUUGCUGCGCUACUGAACUGUAUCAGCUGAUUUUGAAAUGCUGACAGGUUAUGAGUCUUCCUUUAUCCCACAGAAUGAGCGUUCCUAGGAAGUACAGGAUCUUUGAUUACUUUUUUUUUCUUCUAAAUUAUCCAGCUA